AUUUUUGGGAAUUAAAAAAAUAAAAUGUUUCCUGAGCACAACGGAAAAAAAUGGGUUUGGCCGUAAUUGGUUCUCGGGGUUUUGAAAUCGUAUCGAUUACGAUUUUUAUUCUCUGCUGAUAAUCUCUAGUAUUUCAAAGCGCAUAUUAUAUUUUUAUAUCAGUAUGAUAAUAUAAAAGCCCACACAAUCAACAACUGUGACGUGUAUUGAUACACAGUAAUCUCGACGAUAAUAUUAAUUAUUCGCUCAGUCAGUUAAAUUUCUUUUCGCAUUGGAGGACAUGAUCUGUAAUUUCUAUCAUAUUACAAUAUUACCGUGUUAUAUCCAUGUAUUACACUAUAUUAUAUAAUAUUAUAUGCCCGAAGAAAUUACUCAUAUUGUUAUAACCCGAGCCGCCGCCCGACCGCCGCCGCCGCCAUCGUCAUCAAGACUAUCGACGCCGAUCGAUUCGGCCCGUGUGCAGGGAAAAUCGUUUUUAUUCGCAAAGUUUCCAGCACGAGAAGAGAGAAAAAAAUGUGUUGUGCUCGCACUGAUAUCUCGCGAUAUAGCUAUUAUUAUAUACACGUAGGUCCGUGUAAUCGACACUUUGGCGGACUUGACCUAGUAACAACGACGAACGAACGGCCGUUGCUAAGAAACAGUGCGUGUGGUAACGGCGGCGGCGGCGGCGAGGUAUUAGUUCGCCGACACUUUGGAUCUAAUUGAGAAUAAAAUAUUUUGCGCUGUUCCGCCCUCGUCGCCGCCGUAUACGGAAAUUCGUCCGGACCGAAAACGCCUCGGAAUGCCUUCGAUCCACCGGAGGUGCGUGCCGUCCAAGGUGCAGUGGUUGGAGCAGAUCUCCAUGAAAAACGGAUUCAAGCCGGGUGUGUACGAAAAGUACGGGCUGUACAUGGGCAACUGGGAACACGACACGAAACAAGGAAAAGGAAAAAAGUCUUACAAGAACAAAACAGUGUACGAGGGAGAUUGGGUCGCGAACAAAAGACAUGGUUUUGGCGUGCUGAUGAAGAAAGUCGAUGACCAUUUUGUAUACAUUUACGAAGGACAAUGGAUCAAUAACCGAUUCGCUAAAGGCAAAUGGUACGAAGAUGGAGGCAUUUACGAUGGUAGCUUUUCGACGACCGGUAGCAGAAUAAAAUGCGGUUACGGGACCAUGCGGUGGAACGAUGGAGCCGUAUACCGAGGUCAAUGGCGUAACAACGAGUACAACGGCCGGGGGAAACAUGUAGAAGCAAACGGUAACGUUUAUGACGGACAAUGGAGAAAUGGUCUGAAACACGGUGAAGGUGUGUACGUGUUCAAAGACAAAGGUCAAUUGAUGGAGGGCGUUUGGAUCGACGGAGAGCUGAAAAUAAGCACCAUCAAAUAUGUUGACGAACCGGAUAGUAUCCGAACACACUAUAUGAUGCCCGAGAUUUCCAAAUCUGACGAGAAAAGUAUACUAGAAGCGUACGAGUUUACGAAAUCGGAAAUGCUCGAAAACCUGUGAAAAAUAUCGAAAUCAUUGCGUUAUGAAAUUAUAAAUUUUAUUUAAUAAUAUUAUGUUGUGAUUAUAAUUUAUACGACGUGAUGUACCAUAAUAAUAUACUAUAUAUUGUGUACCAGUGGGGAGGGGGUAAUGUCUAGCUGAGCGUGAAUGAUUUUAAUGUUUUUCCCGCGAUCCAACAAUGCAGUCAAGAGAUGUUAUGUCGUUUCGGUCGCUCCCAUUCAGAAGGACAGUUUUACGAGUUCACCAAAUAAUAAGGAUAAUACAUUAAGCACAGUAGAUUUAAACUAGGAAUCCUGAAUCGGUAUCAGAAUAUUUUGGUUCAACUCCUUUUGUUAAGCUUGAUGAAGUAUCCCGACGAUUAAACAUUGUUCGAGGGUAACAGUAAGUAUAUGGUUGUGUGAUCAGGGUUCGAACGACAUGGUUAUACUAAGGAAAUGAAUAUAACAUAUAUAAUAUGCAAAUCCAAGACUUCCUUUGUAAUUAUUACACUUAUAGCACACAUAAUGAUCAAUUUAUUUAAGUCCAUACACUCAUUGUGUUUAGAAAAGUUUAAACUUUUUCGAAAAGAUUAUUUUACGUAAUUUGAAGUGAACAACGUUUUUGAAAACAAUAUUAUACUUUUUACAAUUAUCUCAUCGUUAUCAGUCUUAAAUAGUUUAUUUUUUUAACUAAAACAUCAGUUUAUAAUUCCAUAUUCCGUAGCAGUAAUUUUUUAAGAGUAUUUCCAUGCAAAGAAAUCAAAAUGCACCUAGUUUACAGGUUAAAAUAUUUUUUUGACGUACCAUUAUGCAAUGACAUUCGCAAUACAUAUUAUAAUUGUCGUGAUUUUUUUUUUAUGCAGCCGACUACCUAAGAAAUAGUUCUCUUUCAAGGAUAUUAGGAGUUAACCACGUGACUCUUUCUCUUCUUUGAAGUGUUUUUUUCGUUUAUAUAUAUAUAUAUCGUGUUCUGUGUAUCUUACACUAUUGUAAUAUUUUAUCUCGUCGUUUUCUGAAUUAUUACUGUCAAAUUUGUUAAAUUAUUAUAGUUUUAUUAUUGUAAGCCACUGUAAUUGGGCUUCAGCCCGUUAAAAAAAAAACAAAUAAAUGAAUAAUUGAUAAGUAAUUUUGAUGAGUAGAAUAGUAAACUAGCAUUUUCCGGGAUACAUAUCUGCAAUCAGUUGUCGAAAUUUAUUUUAAAGAUUCAAAGUGGUCUCGUUGAAAAGUCUGAAAUAAAAAUAAUGUUGUCACAGUUUUACUUGUUAUUCAAAGAAAUAAAAAUUAUGUUGAUAAAAAAUUGUGUUUUUAAAAAGUUCCAUCUUUUUGAAACAGUUAUACAUGUAUAAGUAUUAUUUUUUUUUUGUUUACAAUACACACAUCUUGUUAAACUUACUUUAUACAACUUGUUG
Molecule: messenger RNA, 2876 nt
Organism: Myzus persicae (green peach aphid)
Lineage: Eukaryota; Metazoa; Arthropoda; Insecta; Hemiptera; Aphididae
Product: MORN repeat-containing protein 3-like
Exons: 5
Coding region: 782-1489 (235 amino acids)
Source: RefSeq, a predicted model, not a curated record